This is a messenger RNA of Funneliformis geosporum, 3852 nucleotides long. NCBI's taxonomy places the organism in Eukaryota, Fungi, Glomeromycota, Glomeromycetes, Glomerales, Glomeraceae. The record is from the annotation of a GenBank genome assembly.
AUGCCUUCCUCUGACGAAAGCAAUUCCCCUGAAAAAGUCAAUUCCUCUGACAAAAGUCAUCAAAUUGAUAACCCAUAUCAAAUUGCAAUUAAUCUAGAUGGAACAUUUGUCGUUACAUUUGACACAGUGAACCUUAAUGUUAAAAUUUUAAAAAAUACCGAUUAUCGUCCAUCAAUCAUCGAGAGUAAGGAUAUUGGGACGAGCACCCAAAAUAGUCAGGAUAAACUUAAUGAAGUAAUUGCCCAUUUUAAAAUUAAUAAAGACUUAGAUAUCGUAAAUAGCUUGGAUAAAGACUAUAAAGAAUCUCCAACCGCUUCAAAUGAAAACAACAAAGUUUCAGAAGAUGGCUCUCAAUUAUGGAUAUUGGAUAUAUCAAAUAUACAACAAGAUAACAAUGAAAAAGUUAUAUUCGUUGCAAUAUCACACAUAAAUGAAGAAGAAAAUAGUAAGAAAAAGGAUGAAGGAAAGCGAUCGAUUAAUUAUAUGGAAAAUCAUGUGAAAAUGGUAAUUUUUGCAAGUUCUAAUACAGUAGUGCCUGUAAAUGAGACUGAAAAUUAUGGAACAGCCAUUUAUCGGAUUCCAAAAUUUAUAGAGGAUUUUGACCCAGAAGGUUCUGCAAAUAAUGACGCUGUUUUGCAGAGAUUUUUAAUACUAAACUGUGAGGGAAUAUAUAAUUUCCGUUAUAAUAAAAAUAGAAAAAAUAACAAAUUUAUCUUGGAUGAAAGUUUUGAAUAUCCAAAAAGCAUCGCGUUUGAAUUAGAAAACACUAAAUUAAAAAGUGAACGGAUGGAGGUACUCUUCACUUCUAUUUGUGAUAAAUAUUUGUUGGUUGAACAAUACAAAAAUGAUAUGCAGGCACUCGAAGUUUAUAAUCUGGUUGAAAUGGAAUUAGAAAUUACGUCAAAUAGGGUCGAGACCGAACAUGUUCAGCUGAAAGAGUAUCAUAAAAAUCAUUUUUUAAUCAGUGGACAAAAAUUACAAUUUUGUUUCACUAAAGGUCAUUAUUCUGUUAGUUUAUACUUAAUGGAAAAUGGUUUAGAAAUCUUGGAAAAAAAAUUCAACGAUUUAAUUGAUAGAAUAUAUUCAAUGGAAUUCAUUGAUAAUGAUAAGAAAUUGCUUAUAAUUGGCAGAUGUAUUAAAGCUAAGCACCUCAAGGUUAUCGUAUGGGAUAUGUACAAUACUGGCGAAUCUAUACCGAUAGAUGAAUUUUCUGAUUCUUUUACGGAGGAAGGUAUUGAUAAUUGGUUAGCUAAAACUUCGGGAAAUGUCUUGCGUGUAGAUGAUAAAGGGAAUGUUACUUCAAUUCUCAAAAAAUUAGACGUAAAGUAUCAAAAGUAUCUGAAGGAAAAAAGCGAGAAAGUUGAAUAUGCAUCAAUAGAUUUAAAAAAAGAACCUUCAAAAGAACAUAUCUUGUAUCCUUAUGAAAAUAAAGAAAUAGAGUCAAUUGUUUAUGAUAAAGAACCAUGGAUGUUGAAGGGUUAUACAACUACUUCUUUUUUUCUUUUCCAUAAUGAAUAUGAAACUUUACAACUUUUAGUAGGAAGCUCAACAGUUCAAGUUUGGCAUCAAAUCCAUAAAUGUAAAGGUCAGACCUUGCCUAACAAAGGGGUACCGUUCCUAGAAUAUAUAUGGACUAAUGGUAUUCCCGUAGAUCAAGAAUAUUUUGAUAAAGAUAAUAAAAAAGUAUUAAAGAUUGAAAAAAUUAAAGUUGGAAAGAAACGUUUCUAUAUGGAAGUUUCUUGGUAUGAGACUGAAGAUGGGAAAGAGAUAUUUAAAAAAAAAACAAUUCAAUGGCAAGGUAAUGAUGAACAAAUCAAUGCAAUAAGAUACGCAUGCAAAGCAUUGGAACAUUUAAACAAACGAGUACGAUGUCUUACAAAUUAUUGUAAAAAAUACAAUUAUGAGGAAAUGGUUAAAUAUAUUAAACAUAUAAUCUGGAGAUUUAUUCGUCACAGACCCAAUGAAUACAAAAUGUUAGAUGUUCGACAUAAUGUUAUGAAAAACUUAAUCCUCGGUGAUUGUAAUGAUUUAAUUUAUUAUAUUUUGUUUGGCGAAAAAAAUGAUGGCAUAAAUGGAAAUAGAAAGGUCAAUCCUAUACCAAGAAACAAAUUAUGGAAGAAGAGAAGUUUUGUAAAAGAUGACGAUCUUGAUCAAUUUGAUCCCAAGAACAUUAAGAGAGUUAUUAAUCCUUUGGAUAUGAAAGACAGGGAUCUAAAAAAUGACCUUGAAUUAGCAAUUCAUCAUUGCAAAGAACGUGAAUUCAAAGAUACCGUUAUUGUUGCAUAUCUUUUGGAAUAUUAUUCAACAAAUGCAAUAAAAUCUGUGGGUUGGAUGUGCACCGUUUCUAAGGCUCUCCCUCUCUUAUAUAAGUAUGACUAUGAUGAAUAUGCUAAAAGAUUAUUUCGCAAAAGAUGUUUUGCAGACCAGAAUUAUUUUUCAGCACAUGAACAUUUUGAUAUUAUCCCGGAAAAUUAUCUGAACGAAGCUAAUGAUGAUAAUAAAUUUGUAGCAUUCCGACCCAGAGAUAGAUUAAGGUCCGAUAAGGUUACAUUUUUGUACAAUUGGCCACAGACUCGAAAUUUUUUUAAUUAUUGCAAAGAAAAAAUGAGCAAAGGUUAUAAGUUCUUUAAUGUUUUUCAUCACAAUCCACCGAUAGCUUUACGUGUGGUACCUCUUCCCGAUUAUACAAGACCUACAACAUAUAAGAAUCUUCGAGACAACAAUAAUUAUGAUUUUUGGAAAAAUAUUUGUACUCUUAUUUGGAUAUUAUUUAUUCCUCGAUGGUACAAAUUUAGCAGUGAGGAUACUCAAUCAUUAAGUCCCUUUGCAAGAGUUAUUAGACAUGAGCGUAAUGAUUCUAUGUACGAUAAUCCAGCUACAGAAGCAAUUAUAAAUUAUCGUUGGCAACAAGCAAGGAGAUUUUUUCUAUCACUCUUUUUUCGAUAUAUUCUUUAUUCCUUAAGUUUCAUGAUUGUUAGUUGGGCAUAUUUAGAUCAUAAAAAUAUAAAUGCAGGAGCUGUAAAAACUUUAUUUGUAUUAAUCAUUUUAUUUUAUUAUUUAGCACUUUACACGUUUGUUAAUGAAAUGAUACAAUUAUGGCAUCGUGGAAUUAAAAAAUAUUUCAGCGUCCUUUUCAACAUAUUUGAUUUAAUGUCAAUUCUUAUCCCUGUAACUGUAAUGAGUUUAAUUGUUAUUGAUUUUCGACUUUUUGAUGGUGGAUUUGUAAAUGUUGAGGUUGAUAGAAACAAAGUUGUUGGGAUAGCUACCUCAAUUUUCGUAAUUUGGAUUGAACUUGUUUUAUACCUCCGUUCAAUAUCAUGUAAGUUUUGUCUACUUAAAAAUCCGAAUAUUAUUCCAAACAAAGAAUCCACAUUUAGUGGAAAUUUUACCGAUCCAGGCACAAAUGAAAUAACAAAUAUUAGUCUUAAAGCUGAUUACAAUCCCGAUAACUCUGAUGAUAAUCCAUUUAAACAAUUUCAUACAUCACUUAUCGCUGCAUUUUUUUGGAGUAGUGGAGAUUUCGUUCAGCUAGAUUCAUUUGAUUUUUGGGCGGUUCAAGCGCUUACAGAACAAAAAGGUAGACAAGCUUUGUUAAGAUUUAGAGCAAAGCAAAUAGCAGAUUUUGAAGCAUUACAUCAUCCUCAUUUUUGGCCUCAUGAAGCGGAUCCAAAAUGUGUUUACUAUGUAGGACGUUCUAAAAAUUUUGAAGAAUGGAGGAAUAGUAUUGAUGAUAAGGAAAAAAUUUAUGAUGAAGAAAUUGAUUAUAAUGUUGGCUAUGCUGAUAAGUCCAAUAGUCCAAAUGACGGAGUUUUUAUAAGUCCAAUUGGUCCAAUAGCCAUCACUGAUCCUUGA